AGUUUCCUCUUCUAGUUAGGGUUUCCUCGAUCCCCAAUUUUCCGACCCCAACCCUAGCUCCGAUCCACCCGAUGGCGACCGCAGAGGGCAAGAACAAGAUCAUCAAGCUCAAGAGUUCAGACGGUAAGGAGUUUGAGGUGGAGCAGGCGGUGGCCAUGGAGUCGCAAAUGAUCCGGCACAUGAUCGAGGACGAAUAUACUGACAACGGCUUGUUGCUCCGCAAUGUCAACUCAAAGAUCCUCUCCAAGGUCAUUGAGUACUGCAACAAACACGUCCAAGCAAAGGCCGCCGACACAUCUGAUUUUGGAGGAGGAGCUAGGCCGUUAGGUGGUACAUCGGCUAUGCCUGCGGCGCCCACAGAGGACCUCAAAAACUGGGACGCCAAUUUCGUCAAGGUCGACACGGCCACCAUAUUCGACCUCGCACUGGCUGCGAACCACCUCAACAUCAGGGGGCUCCUAGACCUGACUUGCCAGACCGUCGCCGACAUGAUCACGGGAAAGACGCUAGAUGUGGUCCGCAAGAUCUUCAACAUAAAUGAGAAAUUAAGACCCGAGGAGGAGGAGAAGAUCCGAAGGGAAAACUAG
This is a messenger RNA of Triticum dicoccoides, 587 nucleotides long. Its product is annotated as SKP1-like protein 1. The coding region runs from base 72 to 587 and encodes 171 amino acids. The record is from RefSeq and is a predicted model, not a curated record. Gene Ontology annotation, biological process: ubiquitin-dependent protein catabolic process. NCBI's taxonomy places the organism in Eukaryota, Viridiplantae, Streptophyta, Magnoliopsida, Poales, Poaceae. The transcript is spliced from 2 exons.